Molecule: messenger RNA, 1226 nt
Organism: Juglans microcarpa x Juglans regia
Lineage: Eukaryota; Viridiplantae; Streptophyta; Magnoliopsida; Fagales; Juglandaceae
Exons: 3
Coding region: 60-1037 (325 amino acids)
Source: RefSeq, a predicted model, not a curated record
GAAUCCCCACAAAAUAAUGUAAAAUAAUCUCUGCAGCGUAUCCACCCAUGCGUGCAUAGAUGGCCAAAAAACUCUCAGUAAAAGCCACAGCCAUAACGCACCCAUAUCCUCUCUCUCUCUCUUCUCAAAAGGAAACUCGCAUGGUUGUUUGUAGAGAUAGUCUGAGAGUGAUAAUGAAGCUAUCCUCAAAACUCAUAUCGAGUCCGGGUCGGACCGAGAAGUUCCAGCCGCAAUUGAUGAGGUUUUUGAGGACCAACGUCGGGAGCAGAAGCAGAGGCAGGUCACGUUCAAGCCCGAUGUUUUUUCGAAGAAAGAACGCCACCGCCAUUGAAACCCAGGAACCAUCUUCACCGAAAGUCACGUGCAUGGGCCAAGUGCGGGUCAAGCGUUCCCCCAAACAAGUAGCCACCGCCGGAACCGGUCGGCCGCGUGUGGCUGGAACCAGACGCCUGUGCAAAUGGCUCCGAAAUGCCCUUUUUUGUCACCCUCUCGCCCGAAGAAUCAAGCCCCCGUCGUGCCAAACCACUUGGCGCAAGUGGGUCCUAUUCUUCCAAGUGGGUUUUCUACGAAAAACCGAAAUUCGAGGAGACUCAUCGGGUUUUGAACCGAAACUCGAGAAUGACGGUGAGUUUUCAGAGCGAGAGGAUGAAGACAAGGAAGGAGAUGAGAAAGUAGUAGCUAAGACGACGGAAGAAACAGAAGUCACAGAACAGAGAGCAGAGAAAGAAGACACAGAGGAACAAUCGGAGACUGAUAAACCCACAUCGGAAGGAGAGUCAACUUCAGACGAAGAAUCGAGAAUAGGUCCUGAAACGGUGGAAAAGUUGAAGUUUUUCGAAGAAUUCGAAGGUGUAAUAAGAGAAAGAUUCAUAAAAUCCAUAAAUAUUGAAGAUGUGAAAGCAGGGGAAGAAGCAGACUCCAUACGGCCUGUUAUACUCACAAGGUGUAAAUCAGAACCGAUGAGAACAGCAGAGAAAACCGAUACAGAGAUGAAUUUCCGGUGGAAGAGAAGGUUGGGUUUCGCUGAUUCACGUUGACAGCUCGUGUUGUGAUGAAUUAACUAGUAUUCUUUGUUUUAAUCUCAUUUACCUGCCUGUGACAUCUAUAAUUAGUAAUUUCUCCUUGAUACAAAGUUGGGCAGUACGAAAGAAUCUCUAUGGUUAUUUGGAAAUUGUCACUGAUUAUAUUAAAAUUAAAAGGUAAGCUAUUCAUACAUUGCAAGCAGA